Messenger RNA from Nothoprocta perdicaria, 2255 nucleotides. RefSeq names its product NOC2 like nucleolar associated transcriptional repressor (gene NOC2L). Bases 1 to 2172 code for a protein of 723 amino acids. The record is from RefSeq and is a predicted model, not a curated record. Gene Ontology annotation, molecular function: histone binding; transcription corepressor activity. Gene Ontology annotation, cellular component: nucleolus; Noc2p-Noc3p complex; Noc1p-Noc2p complex. NCBI's taxonomy places the organism in Eukaryota, Metazoa, Chordata, Aves, Tinamiformes, Tinamidae. Gene Ontology annotation, biological process: ribosomal large subunit biogenesis; negative regulation of transcription by RNA polymerase II. The transcript has 18 exons.
AUGGCGGCCGCCGGCGGGAGGAGGAAGGGGAAGGCGUCGGAGCACAAGGACCAGCUGUCGCGGCUCAAGGACAAGGAUCCCGAGUUUUAUAAGUACUUGGAGGAGAACGACCGCGCGCUGCUCAAUUUCGACGCUUCGGACAGCUCGGAGGAGGAGGAGGACGGAGGGGUGCACGUGCCCCCCGACACGCUGGAGGAAGCAAGCGAUGAUGAAGAAGAAGAAGAUGAAGAAGAAGAAGAAGAAGAACGCACGGCAGUUAAAAAGAAGAAAGUUGAUUUCAUCCCUGUGAGCAUGAAAAUGGUUGAAAGUUGGAAAAAGGCUGCUGAAAGGCGAUUAACACCAAAACUCUUCCAUGAAAUCACUCAAGCCUUUAAAGCGGCUGUAGCAACCACCAAAGGUGAUGACGGUGGGGCUGAUCCCAGCAAAUUCCAAGUUACUGAUGCUGCAGUGUUCAAUGCCUUGGUGUCGUUCUGCAUCCGGGACCUAUUCAGCUGCCUGCAGCAACUUCUCCUGUUUAAAACCCCAAAAAGCAAACUAAAAAUGGUCCUCCCUUCUACCAGCCCACUUUGGAGCAAGCUGCGACUGGAUAUAAAAGUAUACCUGAGCUGCACCAUCCAACUGCUGUCUUGUUUAACAGAAGCCUCUGUCGGAGCAGCCGUCCUUCAGCACGUUAACUCCAUCGUUCCUUACUACUUGUCCUUUCCAAAGCAGUGCCGUAUGCUUCUCAAGCAAACAAUUCAUCUGUGGAGCACAGGUGAGGAAACAGUAAGAGUAUUGGCCUUCCUAGUGCUGAACAAGCUCUGCCGCCACAAGAAGGACAUGUACCUAAGUCCUUUGCUCAAGCAAAUGUACAUUGCGUUUGUGAAGAAUUCCAGAUUCACAUCCCCCAAUGUCCUGCCCAUGAUCAACUUCAUGCAGCGCACACUGACAGAGCUGUAUGCCCUGGAUACACAUGCCUCCUACCAGCACGCCUUCAUCUACAUCCGUCAGCUUGCCAUCCACCUGCGGAGUGCCAUGACCAUAAAGAAGAAGGAGAAUUUCCAAUCUGUUUAUAAUUGGCAGUAUAUCCACUGCCUGUAUUUCUGGUGUCGAGUUCUCAGCACAAUCUAUCCCAGUGAAGUCAUGGAGCCCUUAAUUUAUCCUUUGACACAGGUCAUCAUUGGCUGUAUAAAGCUGGUGCCCACGCCUCGUUUCUACCCGCUGCGCAUGCACUGCAUCCGAGCGCUUACGCUGCUGUCCGAAAACACCCGCACCUUCGUGCCCGUCCUGCCGUUCAUCCUGGAGAUUUUCCAGCAAGUGGAUUUCAACAAGAAGCCCGGCCGUAUGAGCGCUAAACCUAUAAACUUUGCGGUGAUUUUGAAGCUCUCUAAUGCCAACCUGCAGGAGAAAGCCUUCCGAGAUGGACUCAUUGAGCAGCUGUACGACCUGAUCCUUGAGUAUGUCCAUUGCCAGGCCUACAGCAUUGGAUUCCCAGAGCUGGUUCUCCCCACUAUCAUUCAGCUAAAAUCUUUCCUGAAGGAAUGCAAGAUUGCCAACUACUGCAAGCCCAUGCGGCAGCUCCUGGAGAAGCUACAGGAAAACUCUGCCUACAUCUCCAGCAAGCGCCAGAAAGCGCCGUUUGGCGUGGCCCGCAGGGAGGCUGUGGAGCAAUGGGAGAAGCAGGUCAAAGAAGAGGGGACACCUCUGACCAAGUAUUACACUCAGUGGAAGAAGCUAAGGGAGAAGGAAAUACAGCUGGAAAUCAGUGGCAAAGAAAGACUGGAAGACUUGAACUUCCCAGAAAUUAAACGUAAGAAGCACGAUGAAAAGAAGGAGGAAGAUAAGAAGGAAUUCAAGGAGCUCUUUGAGCUGGAGAGCGACUCUGAAGAGGAAAGUGUUGGAUUCCCUGUGAAAGGUAAAGCCAAGGCCACGAAGGCGGCAGGAGCGAAGGCGAGUCCAGCUGACAGCAGCGCUGAAGAGAGCAGCGAGGAGGAGGAAGACGACGAGGAGGAGGGAGAGUACGAAGUUGAGGAGGAGGACGACGACGAAUGGGAAGACAGCGACUCAGAGGGGGAGGCCGCGCGGGGUCCCCGGGGCCCGCGGGCGCAGAGGGUGUCGCGAGCCGACCUCGAGCAGCUGGCGCAAGGAGAGGAGGACGUGGUGGAGGACUUGGCGCUCUCUGAUGAAGACUGAGAGCCUUCGCAGCCGCCCCGCUAAGCAGAGCCCUGAUGGAAUUGCUGCCCUCUGGAGUACCUGUUGUGUGGUGUGUUUUUUUU